UGCUGGUUGACCGCUAACAGCCGGGAGCCAAUCACAGAUGGAGAGCUCGUCCGUCGUCGAUCAGCUUUUUCCCCCAAACGCUUACCAACUCAAUAACUAUAUCGACCAGCAACCCUCUUCCACUUCUUUCCACGACGUUCAGCACAAUGACGACGAGCCUCUCUACGUUAACGCGAAGCAGUAUUUCCGUAUUCUCAAACGACGAGUAGCCCGUGCUCGUCUUGAGGAACUCCAUCGUUUGUCUCGACAGCGCAAACCGUAUCUACACGAAUCACGUCAUAAACAUGCUAUGCGACGUCCUAGAGGACCAGGUGGUCGGUUCCUGACUGCUGAGGAAGUCGCUGCUCAAAAGGCCGUCAGUGGAGAGGAGCGAGCGCUUUCGGCGGAGAACGAUGUUGACGAGGAAUUGGAUGAUGAUGAGCGUCCUCCUGUCGAUGUUCAGCAGCCUUUACAUUCCCAGAUCCAUUCCCACGAUGAGAGUGCGAAUCCCAUCGCUUUGCAACCCUCCAUCUAUCAUGUUCAGCAACCUCAACAGCAGCAGCCGGUCCCCAACUCCCAUAUUUACGUGCAACCACAAACACAACCCCAGCACCAGCAUUCACAACAACACCAACAUCAGCACCAACCCCAUCAUUCCCAUCUCCAUCCCUCUCAAUUGCAUCACGCCUCAAAAGGCACCACAAACUCUGCACCCGUUACUCUGAGCUCUCCAUAUCCCACCAGAGUUCAGAUGCAUCACGUACCACACCCUCACGCUCAUGCGAGGCAUCACCACUCACAGCUCAAUUUUACGGAGGGUCUUUAUCCGUCAACGUCAGAGCAGGGAACGCAGCGUAGGCCAGAGGACAUGGUGCAGUUCGGAGCGGGAAACCUUUCCAGUUAGUAGUUUCGACCUGCACUUCUCUAUUCAGUUCUAUUAUUUUUUGAAUUCCUGUAUGAGUCAUUUUUGGAGGAUAAUGUACAUUUUAUAGUUCAACGUCCAUUUUGUCUUCAUCGGUUUCUACCUGUGCUAUGGUUGGAAUACUCUGCUUGUCGAGUUGAAUUUCCGGCAGUGCGCCGGGUGGUGAUGGUGAUGGCGACGUAUCUUCUAUUAUUUCUUCUGAUGGAGGGGGUAUCGUGAGAGGGCGGAAUAACACCAGGGCCUGACUAUGUUCCGGAGGAACGUAUGUUUGUAGUAAGUCGCGUUCCCGUAUUCGCUGUAGUAAUGCAGGAGAUAUAGAUAAGGGUUGGUCUUCGUACGGGUCUUCAUCGUCUGACGAGUCCAAGUCCGUGAUUAUUAUACCUGCACGACAGGAACGAGCGUUGUAUUUCAGGAAGGACUGAUUACGAAUAUAGGAAGGCUCACGGUCGGGUUCAGGUUCGUACCACGAGGUGCCCUUCAUUUUUACGUCCGUGGUGUUGGUGAAUGAUUGUGGAGGAGAGAUAGGUUCCUCGAUAAAAUCAGGCCGUGUCACAAACAAUGGUUGUGAAUCGGCGGCUGUUUCCUCUAUUUCCAUCACUGAAAGAGGGGGUGAUGACCAUGAGGAGGACGAGCUGGAUGGAAGUUGACUGACGUCUGUUGGAGGAUUAUUCAAAGACAUGUGAGAAAAACCCCGUUCGAGAGUUACUCUCGGACGCUUUCUGGUUUGUGAAGAAGGGUUGUCUUCAGGAGAAUGUCGACGUUUCAUGGAUGGAAGACGGAACCAAGGAUGAGACAUGUACGAGCUAGUCAUACUGGUCAUCG
Molecule: messenger RNA, 1723 nt
Organism: Marasmius oreades (fairy-ring Marasmius)
Lineage: Eukaryota; Fungi; Basidiomycota; Agaricomycetes; Agaricales; Marasmiaceae
Exons: 2
Coding region: 38-883 (281 amino acids)
Biological process (GO): regulation of transcription by RNA polymerase II
Cellular component (GO): CCAAT-binding factor complex
Molecular function (GO): RNA polymerase II cis-regulatory region sequence-specific DNA binding; DNA-binding transcription factor activity, RNA polymerase II-specific
Source: RefSeq, a predicted model, not a curated record